Messenger RNA from Mobula hypostoma (lesser devil ray), 1578 nucleotides. RefSeq lists its product as uncharacterized. Bases 1 to 1578 code for a protein of 525 amino acids. The transcript is spliced from 2 exons. Lineage: Eukaryota; Metazoa; Chordata; Chondrichthyes; Myliobatiformes; Myliobatidae. The record is from RefSeq and is a predicted model, not a curated record.
AUGAAGGCUCUCUCCAGGAGACGAACCCCCCGGCUGUCUUCAGGCCAUUUGUACGAACCCACUGGGUUCUCUCCGGACCGUUGGUAUGAAUCCCCCGGGCUCUCUCCAGGCCAUUUGUAUGAACCCCCCGGGCUCACUCCGGCCAGUGUGUACGAAACCCCCGGGUUCUCUCCGGGCCAUGUGUACGAACCCCCCGAGCUCUCUCUGGCCCGUGUGCGUGAAUCGCUCGGGCUCUCUCCAGACCGUCUGUACAAACCCCCCGGGCUCACUCCGGCCCAUUUGUACGAACAUCCCUGGACUCUCUCCGGGCCGUUUGUACGAACCACCCGGGCUCACUCCGGCUCAUUUGUAAGAAUCCCCCAGGCUCUCUCCGGACCUUGUGUGCGAAAUCCCCAGGCUCUCUCCGGGCCGUUUGUACAAACCCCCCCAGGCUCUCUCCAGGCCGUGUGUACGAAUCGCUCUGGCUCACUCCGGCUCAUUUGUAAGAAACCCCCGGGCUCUCUCCGGCCUGUAUGUAUGAACCCACCGGGCUCUCUCCGACCUGUUUGUACGAACCCACCGGGCUCUCUCCGAACCACUUGUACGAACCCCUCGGGCUCUCUCCGGCCUGUUUGUCUGAACCCCUUGGACUCUCUCCAGGCCGUUUGUACGAACCCCCUGCGCUCUUUCCGGCCCGUGUGUACAAAUCCCCUGGGAUCUCUCCAGACCGUCUUUAUGAACCCCCCAGGCUCUCUCCUGCCCAUUUGUAAGAACUCCCCGUGCUCUCUCCAGGCCGAGUGUACAAACCUCCCAGGCUCUCUCCGGCCUGUUUGUAUGAAACCCCUGGGCUCUCUCCGGGCCACUUGUACGAACCCCCCGGGCUUACUCCGGGCCGUCUGCACGAACCCCUCAGGCUCUCUCUGCGGCCGUGUGUACAAACCUCCUGGGCUCUCUCUGGCCCAUGUGUACCAACCCCGCGGGCUCUCUCUGUCCCAUUUGUACGAACCCCCUGGGCUCACCCCAGGCCGUCUGUACGAAACCCCCAGGUUCUCUCCAGGCCGUUUGUACGAACCCCCCGGGCUCUCUCCGGGCCACGUGCAGGAACACCCGGGGCUCUCUCCAGGCCAUCUGCACAAACCCCCCGGGUCUCUCCGGGCCGUUUGUACGAACCCUGGGCUCUCUCCGGGCCAUGUGCACGAUCACCCCUGGUUGUCUCCAGGUCAUCUGUACGAACCCCCCGGGCUCUCUCCAGGCCGUUUGUAUGAACCCCCCCGGCUCUCUCCAGACUGUCUGCACAAAGUCCCUGGGCUCUUCCGGGCCAUGUGUACAAACCCCCCCUGGGCUCUCUCCGGGCCGUCUGUACGAACCCCUCUGGCUCUCUCCGGCCCAUUUGUACGAACCCCCUGGACUCUGCCCGGGCCAUGUGCACGAACCCCCCGGGAUCUCUCUGGGCAGUGUGCACGAAACCCCCGGGCUCUUUCCGGGCCGUUUGCACGAAACCCCGGGCUCUCUCCGGGCCAUGUGCACGAACACCCCAGGCUCUCUCCGGGCCGUGUGCACGAACCCCCCCGCCGGGCUCUACCCAGGCCAUUUGUAUGA